This is a messenger RNA of Caenorhabditis bovis, 339 nucleotides long. Lineage: Eukaryota; Metazoa; Nematoda; Chromadorea; Rhabditida; Rhabditidae. The record is from the annotation of a GenBank genome assembly.
AUGUUGGUCGAAUUUCUUCUGGUGGCCGCAAUUUCGAUUUCGUCGAUUUCGGCGUGCGGUAGGAUCCCUAGCGCAUCAAUUCUUAAUUGUAAUAAAAUUAAGCCGCUAAAUAGGACGAUCCGAUUGGCGCAGCCGAUGGCCGAUGGCGAUGAGAUCAUCGUCACUGGCAAUCUGUUCGAGGAAAAGGAUUUUGUGCUGGACAGAAAAAUUGGAAAAUUGUACGAGAUUCAUCUGACCGAUGGAAUCGGAUUCACCUACCCACAUCAAUUCCCUUCAUCUGUUGUUGUGACGACAAUCGCAAUUCUGGGGGAUUGGAAUGUCACCAAGCUAGAAAUGUAA